GCUCCUCGCCUCGCCGCCGGCCGGUGGUGCCAUCGUCCGCACGUACGGCGUCCGUCACCCGGCUGGGAGGUCUCACGAAAUUACGCACUUCCCUGAGACCUUCCCCGCGGUGACGCGUGCGUCGUCAGCCGGCGAGCCGGACCACCACAAAUAAAGGCAUACAUUGAUACAUAUGGAUAUAUAUACGACAUCACAUCACAGCACAAUAAUGGCAGCCUCCUCCGUCACGGGGAGCCGCCGCCUCUGCAUUCUCUUCUACCUCCUCACUGUCGUCGCCACCGUGGUCACCGCGGCGUCGGCGCACACGGCGCACAACGCCACCGCCGACGAGGAGUACUGGGAGAAGCGCGCCGAGGAGGCCCGCUCGUUCAACCGCGCCGCCUACGUGAGCGACCCCGUCGCCACCCUGAACCGCUUCAACGCCGACGUGCUCCGCGCCACCACGCGCCGCUCGCUGGCCAGGUACACCGGCCCGUGCAUGGCGACCAACCCCAUCGACCGCUGCUGGCGCUGCCGCGACGACUGGGCCACCGACCGGAAGCGGCUGGCGCGGUGCGUCCGUGGGUUCGGCCACAGGACCGUCGGCGGCGCCGCUGGCAAGAUCUACGUGGUGACCGACGCCAGCGACGACGAGAUGGUCAUCCCGAGGAAAGGGACGCUCCGGUACGGCGUGAUCCAGGACCGGCCGAUGUGGAUCGUGUUCGCGCGCGACAUGAUCAUCCAGCUCCGGCAGGAGCUGAUCGUGAACCACAACAAGACCAUCGACGGCCGUGGCGCGCAGGUGCACAUCACCGGCGCCCAGAUCACGCUCCAGGGCGUCCAGCAUGUGAUCAUCCACAACGUCCACAUCCACCACUCGGUGCCGCACGGCGGCGGCAUGAUCCGCGACUCCAAGCGCCACUACGGCCUCCGCACGCGCAGCGACGGCGACGGCAUCUCCAUCAUGUCCUCCUCCAACAUCUGGAUCGACCACGUCUCCAUGUCCAACUGCUCCGACGGCCUCAUCGACGCCGUCAGCGGCUCCACCGCCAUCACCAUCUCCAACGGCCACUUCACCAAGCACGACCACGUCAUGCUCUUCGGCGCCAGCAACAGCGACGCCCAGGACGAGGUGAUGCAGAUCACCGUGGCGUUCAACCACUUCGGCAAGGGCCUUGUGCCGCGCUGCAGGUUCGGAUUCUUCCACGUCGUCAACAACGACUACACGCACUGGCUCAUGUACGCCAUCGGUGGCAACAUGAACCCGACGAUCAUCAGCCAGGGGAACAGGUUCAUCGCGCCCGACGACUUGAACGCCAAGGAGGUGACCAAGAGGGAGUACACGCCGUACGACGAGUACAAGGAGUGGGUGUGGAAGUCGCAGGGCGACGUGAUGAUGAACGGCGCCUUCUUUAACGAGUCCGGCGGCCAGAACGAGCGCAGCUACGACCAGCUCGACUUCAUCCCUGCCAAGCACGGCAAGUACGUCGGCCAGCUCACCAAGUUCGCCGGCACGCUCAACUGCCACGUCGGCAUGCCAUGCUAAUUAACUAGACAUAUCAGCAACGAUAUGGAAGAGGACGAGAGAAAGCUAAUUAACCAUGCCUUAAUUUGUAUAUAUAUGAAAAUCUGACAAAUUUGUACAUGUGUAAAACUUUAUAAUUCUCAAAAGAGAAAAAAAAACGUACAUUAUAUACGUA
Molecule: messenger RNA, 1679 nt
Organism: Oryza sativa Japonica Group (Japanese rice)
Lineage: Eukaryota; Viridiplantae; Streptophyta; Magnoliopsida; Poales; Poaceae
Product: pectate lyase
Molecular function (GO): pectate lyase activity
Source: RefSeq, a predicted model, not a curated record